Molecule: messenger RNA, 4197 nt
Organism: Saccharomycodes ludwigii
Lineage: Eukaryota; Fungi; Ascomycota; Saccharomycetes; Saccharomycodales; Saccharomycodaceae
Gene: KIN2
Product: serine/threonine protein kinase KIN2
Exons: 1
Coding region: 1-4197 (1398 amino acids)
Biological process (GO): protein phosphorylation; microtubule cytoskeleton organization; intracellular signal transduction
Cellular component (GO): cytoplasm
Molecular function (GO): protein serine/threonine kinase activity; tau-protein kinase activity; ATP binding
Source: RefSeq, a predicted model, not a curated record
AUGGGUGGAAACGCCAAUAAUAUUGAAAGAAAUAACAACCCUAAUAGCGCAGCAAUGCCGGCUACUCCAAGAAUGUUAGGCCAAAAUUCCGGUAUUCCUUCCAAUACAAGAUCGCAGCAUAAUACCCCUCAGGUAAUAGUAACUCCCAACAACAACAAUAUACUUAAUACACCCGCCACAACUAUCACUUCCAAUACCAAGAAUACCAAUAGCGGGUUGAUGCCCCCUAUUUCUUUACCACCACAACAACAGCAAGAUACUCCUAUUAGUAAUAGCACCAGUAAAAGUAAUACUAUGGCUACGCCUCCUCGUGUGGUCCGUAAACAGCCUAAAGAGUUCCACAGAACUUCAUUGGGUGACUGGGAUUUUGUGGAAAAUAUCGGUUCAGGUUCUAUGGGCAAAGUCAAAGUGGCUAGGCAUAGGUACACUAAUGAAGUUUGUGCAAUCAAAAUCGUCACUAGAGCAGCCAAAACUUUUUUAUACAAGCAAGAAAAGUUACCACCACCAGUUACUAAGGAAGAAAAGCAAGAGUUUGAGAAAAAAUUACAAAAGGAAAUUAGUAGAGAUAAAAGAACCAUUAGAGAAGCUAGUCUAGGCCAAAUUUUAUAUCACCCCCAUAUUUGCCGUUUAUUCGAAAUGUGCACUAUGACCACUCAUUUUUAUAUGUUAUUUGAAUAUGUCAAAGGUGGUCAGUUGUUAGAUUAUAUUAUUCAACAUGGUUCGCUAAAGGAGAAACAUGCACGUAAGUUUGCUAGGGGUAUCGCAUCUGCUUUAGAAUAUUUGCACAUGAACAACAUUGUCCAUAGAGACUUAAAAAUUGAAAAUAUUAUGAUUUCUCAGUCUGGAGAAAUUAAGUUGAUCGAUUUUGGGUUGUCAAAUUUCUAUAAUAAAAAGGAAAAAUUGCAUACUUUUUGUGGGUCUCUAUAUUUUGCUGCGCCUGAAUUAUUGAUGGCUCAUCCCUACACAGGACCAGAAGUUGAUGUUUGGUCCUUUGGUGUGGUCUUAUAUGUUUUGGUGUGCGGUAAAGUGCCUUUUGAUGAUGAAAACGCCAAUGUUUUGCAUCAAAAAAUUAAGGAAGGAAAGGUUGAAUAUCCAAAUCAUUUGUCUAUCGAAGUUAUUGCAUUAUUAUCCAAAAUGUUGGUUGUGGAUCCAUCAAGAAGAGCCUCGUUAAAACAAGUUGUUAAUCACCAAUGGAUGAAUAAGAACUAUGAUUUUAUUGUCCCAUGCUAUUUGCCUCAUAGGUUACCACUAAGUCACAUAAAUCCUGUUGUUGUUAAAGAAAUGGGUAGGUUAGAAUUGGUUGAAGAUGUUCCUGAUGCAAUCAGGACUUUGGAAAAUUUGAUUUAUUCUCAAGAGUACAUGGAACUAUCUAGACAAUUUUGGAUGAUUAACAGGGAGAAUGUCAAUUCUGAUUUUUCCGGUGUAUUAGGUAGUGGCAAAAAUGAGAACACAUUUCAAUCAAAUAAUAACAGUGAUGUGUCUAUUGAAAGCCAAAGAUCUACUACCGUAAAUACUGUAAAUUUUAUAGAAAAUGAUCCCUCUCGAGCAUAUCAUCCAUUAAUUUCUAUUUACUAUUUAGUCGACGAAAUGAUGAAACGUAAACAAGCUAAAUUAAGAAGAAAAGCCGCAAUACUAAAACAGCAGCAAUUAGAGUCCCCAAGACAACCUAUUAUCACAUCUUCUUCAUUCCUACCACAACACUCGCCACAUCUUGUCACAAACACCAAUACCACAAACACAGUACCACCUAUAGUUACAGGAACAGUGGUUUCUAAGCCUACAAUUUUGCUUCCACCAAAUUUACCUGCUCCAGAGCAAGCCCAUGCUUCCACUAUUCCGUCGCCAACAAACAUUAGAAAGUCAUCGGAUAUUCGCUAUGUAAGUGGUAGUUCUAAUAAUGCCGAAGAUCGUAACAAUGAUACCAUUGUGAAUGAUAAGGAUACAGGGGUUGCAAGUGGUAGCACCGUUAAUGUUAUGGACAUUGAUGAUAAUAAUAGUAAUAACAAUAAUAAUAAUAAUACUAAGACCGGCACCGCUAAGGCCUCUAUCGCGACUAAUAAUCAUUUUAAUUCUAACAACAUAAAUACUGUAAUGUCUUCUUCAAGACAACAAUCCCCAAUACUGCCACCCACUUUACAAACAACAGAUUUGGAAGCCCAGAUUAAUAAUAACAACAAUAUUAAUAAUGGCGUUGAUGUUUUGCUGUCUCCGCAGGAAUAUGCUGGUGUCACACAAGAAUCUAAUAACAACAAUGGUGCCGAAAAAUCUAAGUUUGGCUCCUUGUUCAGAAGAUUUUCACAAAAACGUUAUCAACAACAACAGCAGCAGCAGCAACAGUCAUCUAAUGCAGCUACUUCUGCAACUAGUGCUACUAAUUCUCAACCGUUGCCUUCUGUAGAUGCAAAUUCUAGUACUGAUUAUCAACCAAUGAGAUGGAGAAGAUCACAUCAACGUACUGUUUCUGAAUAUGUCCCACCUUCGAGGAUACAUUCUUAUGGUAGUUCAUCAGUAACUUCAAGGCCUGUAGUUGAAACCAGUGUUAAGAAUGAGCCCAACACUGUUAAUACUAACAAUGAUGGCAAUUUGGCCAUUGAUCAAGAAACAAAUGAAAAUGGAGGAAAUUUACCCGCAUUACCACCAAACGCUGAUCUGAUGGUUAAACAACAGGAAUUAAAGGAAAGAUUUAAUAAGAUGAUUAGUAAUAAUGGAAGCACUAAUCAUACUUAUGAAAACGGCGCUGAUACUAACACUUUGAAACCUUUAAUGCUGCCUAAAAACACAGCAGCUACCGACCAAUCACCACCUAUGAGCAGGAAAAUGCAUCCUUCUGCUAGGGCUAAAUCUGUUGGUCACGUACGCCGUGAAAGUUUGAAUUUUGUUAGGCCUCCUGUUCCUGCUGCUUCUCUGUAUGGUGGAAACACCAUUAACAAUAGAAUUGUAGAUAUUGCUGUUAAUAACAAUAACGGAAGUGAUAACACUGGUUCUUCGGAUACUGUAAAGACUAGUAGUGCUGAUGCCAAUAAGUAUAACGGUGGUUCUGGUGCUUUUUCAUCAUUGUCCACAUAUACGAACAACGCCAACACCUUAUCAAAUUCUACUACUACGGCAGCUAAUAACAACAACAAUAAUAACAAUACCGGAUAUUACGCUGAUGAUGGAUAUUUACAAACCAAUGGUCAAAAGAAAGUUGAAUUUGAUAACGAUAAAUACGACUUGAACGAAGAACUGACUGAUUCACAAAUUUUACAACAAGCAUCACAGGCUCCACCAGGAUCGAUGCCAUCCAUUGAUUAUCCACGCUCACUAUUUUUGAAAGGGUUUUUUUCUGUACAAACUACCUCUUCCAAGCCGUUACCUAUUGUUAGACAUAAAAUUAUUACAACAUUAAAUAAAUUAAAUAUUAAAUUCAAAGAGGUAAAGGGUGGAUUUAUUUGUGUGCAUGAACAAUCCAUUCAGCCAUUAAAUGGAACAGGAAAUGAUACUAAUGUUGGUAGCUUUAUGACGGUAUCGCCUGAGGAACGUAAACCAUCUAUAAUAACUAUUGAUGAUAAUAAUAGCGGUGGCAGCGCUAAUUCAUCAUUUAUAGAAAAAUACACUGCCACCAAUAAUGCCGAUAAUAGUAGUGGCGCCGCCAAGAGAAGUACAAGCGUCAAUUAUCAUAAUAGCAACAAUAACAAUAGUAGUAAUGGAAGAACAUUAGCUACCAUACCAACCACACCAAAGGCAUCAUCUUCUAAACCUUUUAAUAAUAAUUACUAUUUAUCACCAUUACCUCAGCCACAUACAACUCUGCGUACUAAUACGCAACAUGUACCGGAUGAAUUGUCCACUGCAUCCUUAGAUGCUGAUGAACAAGCACAAUUACAAAAUAUGGAUGAUUUGUUAACUACUUCAAGGGCACAUAUUAUUAAUAACAAGGAAGGCGUAAGUGAAGAACAAGGAGAUCAGCAACAAAAAACGGAAGGCGAAUAUGAUAAUAACAAAGUUCCUAUUAAGAGGGAUGCAUCUAACGGUAUUUUUAGUAACAAUAGUAAUACAGCUAGUGAAGAGUUUGGGAAACAACCCUUGAAAUUUGAAAUCCAUAUUGUUAAAGUUCGGAUUAUCGGCUUAGCUGGUAUACAUUUUAAGAAAGUUUCUGGUAAUACUUGGAUGUAUAAAAAAUUGGCUACGCAUAUAUUGAAGGAAUUGAAUUUAUGA